UUGAUUCGAAAGCAUUCAACCCAUACGUUUUUUUUUCCACACGGAAAUACACAAACAGUCAUUGAUUUGAAGCCGCCAUAAUGAACUACAACUUGGGCUACGAUGUGACCGAUCCCAUCGCCCAAGUGCUCCGGACAUCGUCUUUCAUGCAGAACGGGCCAGUGAAGCAGGUUCGCGAACUGGAGGAUCUGGACCGAUGGGUUCGCUCGCAAGCCUACCACUACAUCGUUUUGUAUAUCAGCAACACCAGUAGGGCUAUCCAGGGCUUUCGAUUGACGCAGGACUUUCCGGUGACGGAGCAGAUGCGUAGAUUGUGCUCGAUCUUCAAUGGGCUGGAGCAACUGGUCGUGGAGCAUGCGCCGAAGCUGGAGGACUCCAAUCUGGCGCUACCUUUUGGCCAGGUUAAAAGUAAGGCCUACCGCACUUGGAUGCGCCAGAUGUUCCAGCAUGUGUUCAACAAACUGGACGAUGCCAUCAGUGUGAACUGCAAGCACGUCAACGAACUGGGUCAGUACCUUCGCCGAUCCUUUGGGAAUGUAAACACUCUGGAUUUUGGUCCCGCCAACGAGUUGAUGUUCCUCUUCUUCCUCUGCGGCCUGUUUCGCGCCGGUAUCCUGCUGGCCAAGGAUACGGUGGCCGCCGCCCUGCUGCUCUUCAAUCGCUACAUCCAUUUGAUACGGUGCCUGAUCAGCACUUUUGGACUGUCCGUUGCCAAAGAUCCGCGGUGCAGCAUCGAAGAAUAUUACUUUUUGCCAUAUCUGUGGGGUGCAGCCCAGUUAUCGCUGGAUUCUCCCAUCUCGCCGAUACAGUGUGAGCAGGAGAAGAUAUUGGACAGCUAUAGGCACGAUUACAUGAUGCUGAAAAUCAUUGAUAACCUGCAGAAGUCCCGAAACGAUUCAAUGAGUCAGUUGGCCCUACAGAUGUGGAGCAUCCUUGCGAUGCCUACGUGGCCGCAGGUCUAUAGAGGAUUUGAGCGGAUAUAUAUCGACAAUGUGCUCUCCUCAUUCGGAACCGUGGAGAACGCCAUCUUUUGCGAACUGAUGUCCUUCGAAUCGGUGGAAGCACCGAUCCAUCUGCAUCGGGCACACUUGGGCGCUCACUUCGUGGAUGCGAAUGAGAAUGAGGAUGAGCUCGAGCGGAAACAAGCGGAAGAUCCAUGGAAGCUUUCGCCACCGGUCAGCAGAUAUGUCAGCAUUGAUCCGGAUUCCUUUCUGGGCUUCCGGGGUUCCCAGACUCGGCACAAAUCGGAGGACAGCGAAGAGGAACGCCUCUGGAUGCUGCGACAGUUGGUCGAUGAGAACGAUCCAAACUCCGAAAUGUUUUUCCCCAAUCGCGAAGUUAAAGGACAUGCUUCACUCAAUUCGCUCGGCAACGAAGAUUCCUAAAAUGUCAAUCCAUUUAAUA
Messenger RNA from Drosophila erecta, 1404 nucleotides. RefSeq names its product serine/threonine-protein phosphatase 2A activator. Gene Ontology annotation, biological process: mitotic spindle organization. Bases 81 to 1385 code for a protein of 434 amino acids. The transcript has a single exon. Gene Ontology annotation, molecular function: protein tyrosine phosphatase activator activity; peptidyl-prolyl cis-trans isomerase activity. NCBI's taxonomy places the organism in Eukaryota, Metazoa, Arthropoda, Insecta, Diptera, Drosophilidae. The record is from RefSeq and is a predicted model, not a curated record. Gene Ontology annotation, cellular component: protein phosphatase type 2A complex; nucleus; cytoplasm.